Messenger RNA from Micropterus dolomieu (smallmouth bass), 1396 nucleotides. RefSeq names its product ciliogenesis associated TTC17 interacting protein. Lineage: Eukaryota; Metazoa; Chordata; Actinopteri; Centrarchiformes; Centrarchidae. Gene Ontology annotation, biological process: cilium organization; actin filament polymerization. The record is from RefSeq and is a predicted model, not a curated record. The transcript is spliced from 9 exons. The coding region runs from base 186 to 1256 and encodes 356 amino acids.
CUCGGAUUUGCUCGUCCUUACGAAAAGAAUCUGCACAGAAGAAGCACAACAAACGACUGCUUGCCAGAAAAAUGAGAAAAACAACCCCCCUGUCACAAUUGAAGUCUGUCUAAUAAAGCUGUUCCAACCAGGUAGGGACUUGUUUUACCACCGAGAGUCUCAGCCAUUAGAUAAAGGCAGCGUUAAUGAUGGAAGCCCCGCUGGAAGACGAGACUCAUGCCGGUGCCUUAGCGGGGAUUGAAGGAAGCGACCACGGAGAGGUGUUGAAAGCCUCCGAAGAGGCUAUAGCAUUCAUGUCCAGCAUUGACCCUGCAGAGCUGCAGAAGUGUGUUUUUCCAGACUCUCUGGUGACUGUGUCAGAGGGCGGCCGAGAGCUGGGGAAGUUCAAUGUGACAGUGGAGUUUGCCCGCAGAGUCCAGCAGCCCUGUCUGCUGCUUCAUGCACAGAGCCAGGGAGCCAUUGAUGACUCCCCCUGCGGAACAACAGUGACAGCCUAUUUAACCACUGAGCUCGAGGUGUUGGAGGAAGAUUACCAUGAGUAUGUCAAGCUUGAGGGCCACAGUUUGGACAAGAGGUGUCACAUGGUGCAGCGUGAUGGGCAGAUGGUGAUCGAUAAAGUUACCACUGUAGGAGAGGAGGUGACAAAGGAGAGCUUUUCGUAUCCCAUGUCUGUCCUCAGAGGGCUGGUAACAGAGGGAGCAAACGUGCUGCUGAUGCGCCUGAUUGUUCUUAGGAAAAAAAUGCCAGAGCACAUGACUUUCAUCUCUUUCGACCAGGGAUUACAAAUCAUACAAACCACUUUUAGGGAGCUGGGUCUGAUGCAGCUGGAGGUUGGGGAUGAGACGGUCGAGGUAUUUGGGGUGGAGAGGACUGUUCACUCUGUGGAGGACAGCCCAAGUACCUGGCAGUGCUACUUCCUGGCUGAUGGGCACUUGGCCAGCAGAGUGCAGGUGGGAUCACCUGUCACCAUGAGGCUUCUUCAGCUGCCAUCACAGCUAGAAAAAGGUUUUGAGAAGAUCCCCCUGGUUUGGGAAGAAGACAUGCAGAUGCGAUCUAAGUUCUUGGACAGAAAGGAGGAGCUGAAGGCGGACCACGCCUCGUACCUGAGACAGCAUCCAGAGAUCCGGGCCCUCAUUUCCGACUUCCUGCAGUUCUUGCUGCUGAGGAAACCAGAUGAUGUCUUCCAAUUUGCCAGAGACUACUUUCUCCCUUUUGCCUCCCGCCAUCCUCCAGAACCCAGCCUGAAAGCCCCCUGACUCUGAAAGCACACCUGGGCACAUUUAUCAUUUUAACUUGAGAUGACAUUUUUAAAUUACAUUUUUUACGCUCUAACUUUAAAACCUUAGCUGUAUGAUCUUGCUAUAAAACUUUAUCUGAAUAAAGUGGUUUGUUUCAA